AUGAUUUCGAUGAAUACCACGCAGCUGGGCGAAAGUGUUGGACUGCAUUCUUCCAAAACAUCUGGACGCUUAAACGGAAUCGAUAAAUUCCGGGCAAAUGGGGUCAGUGAACAUAUCUCACUCCCUCAAAUAGUGGUUUGUGGCGAUCAGUCCGCUGGGAAGAGUUCGGUUCUGGAGGGUAUCAGUGGUAUCCCUUUCCCUCGCCAAGAUGGUCUUUGCACCCAUUUUGCAACUGAACUUAUUCUUCGCCACGAUCCCUCUCAGUCACAAUUCACAGCAACGAUAACCCCACAUCCUUCGCGAGAUGAGGAUACCAAAGCCAAGCUAAAAGACUACCGCCACGAGUUCCAAGACUUCGCAGAACUGCCUAGCAUUACAAAAGAAGCGGCAAAGCUCAUAGGACUUUCUACCAGCGAUACGGAAGUCGACAAACCCUGCUUUGCAGAGGAUAUUCUUCGGCUGGAACUGGUUGGCAAUACCGGAGUUCACCUCACUAUUGUCGAUCUCCCUGGUCUUAGAACUCAGUCCCGAGUUGCAAGGCUGGCUAACAACCGUGAUCAAACAAAACUCAAACUAGGGUUCUUCAUUCUCAAAAACCCUACCCCCAACGAGCUCAAAGCUGGAAUGACUGGUGAAAUACGCCGGAAGAUGGAAUCGACUUAUUUUAGCACGCCACCUUGGAGUUCGCUGGGCUUAGAUCCGGAUCGAGUUGGCAUAGACAAGCUGCGCAUUUUCCUGCAGGACCUUUUGGAUAGUCAUAUUGAACAGCAAUUACCGACUGUCCGUGCAGAUGUGCGUCGAUUGCUGGAACGUACGAACCAAGAGCUCAAUGCGAUUGGAAAUGAGCGAAAAUCUCCCAGUCAGAUCCGCACAUUCUUGACCAGAAUAAGUGCUGAUUGCCACAGGCUUGUUCAAGCAGCUGUGGAGGGAUCAUAUGGCGGACCUGAUUCAAUUUUCUUUCUGCAUGAUGAUGAUAAGCCAUUUAUUCGUCUUCGUGCUGCAGUUCAUAUUGGGAACGAGACUUUCUCUAGCUACAUGAGCGAAAAUGGAGCGAAAAGAAAGACAGUUCUCGUCACUGAGAAUCCCGAAUCGCCAGAAAGAAAGAGAUGGAGAAAGAGAUCGUGGAAAGUCGACAGUAGCUCCGAAAGCUUAAGCAAAAGCGAAGUUGAGGAUGGUCAACUAGCUGUUACACAGGAGGAACUGAUGAACUGGGUUCGACAGGCAUAUAAAGAGACAAGAGGUCAAGAGCUCCCUGGAAGCUACAACCACUGUCUCGUUACCAGGCUCUUCCAUGAGCAGUCCUCACGAUGGGCUGAAAUUUCUCGAGACCACGUCAGUGCCACUUCAAGACUCGUUUCCCUGUCUAUGGAGACUGCCCUUGAACAUACCAUCAAGGACAUCCCAGUCCGUCACAAAAUUCAUCACCUCGUCCGUAAAACUUUGGAAUCAAAUACCAAAGUUGGCAAUCACGAGCUCGCAAAAUUGAUUGACGAUGAAACUCGACAGCCAAUGACAUACAACCACUACUACACUGACAAUGUCCAAAAGUCUCGAGAUGAUCGUUCGAGAUCUCAAGUGGCAGAAUUAUUGUCACAUGCAAUUGAUUCGGCGGGACACAUGUCCGCAGACUCAAUGCUAACCUAUCUGAAGAAGAACUCAAUCGAACCAGACAAAAUCGUCGACACGAAAGAACAGGCAUGCUCAGACGCUCUCAUGGCCUUGGGUUCUUACUACAAGGUAGCAUGCAAGACAUUCGUUGACAACGUCUGUCGCCAGGUUAUUGAAAGGCAUAUUCUCGCGAAACUGAACAAUGCAUUCAACCCAAUGACUGUUAGUUGUUACUCUGAUGAGGAACUUGUUUCCUUAGCUGCCGAACCCCCCCCCUCCCCCGAUUUGCCAGCAACGUUCUGA
Penicillium odoratum is the source of this 1911-nucleotide messenger RNA. RefSeq names its product putative dynamin GTPase. Gene Ontology annotation, molecular function: microtubule binding; GTPase activity; GTP binding. Bases 1 to 1911 code for a protein of 636 amino acids. NCBI's taxonomy places the organism in Eukaryota, Fungi, Ascomycota, Eurotiomycetes, Eurotiales, Aspergillaceae. The transcript has 3 exons. The record is from RefSeq and is a predicted model, not a curated record. Gene Ontology annotation, cellular component: cytoplasm; membrane; microtubule.